Messenger RNA from Pelobates fuscus (common spadefoot toad), 3626 nucleotides. It is a transcript of the gene NAALADL2, whose product is annotated as N-acetylated alpha-linked acidic dipeptidase like 2. The transcript is spliced from 14 exons. Lineage: Eukaryota; Metazoa; Chordata; Amphibia; Anura; Pelobatidae. The record is from RefSeq and is a predicted model, not a curated record. The coding region runs from base 102 to 2498 and encodes 798 amino acids.
UAUUGCAAUAAGACAGUACACUACAGAGUCAGAAGGUCAAUGCCUGCAUGGUAACUUAUUCAACGUGAACCAGCUACGUUUGGAUUUACAAUAUAGCAAGAAUGGGAGAAAGAGAAUCAAAUUCAACAAGUAUUUCUCUGCAAGGGCAAGAACUUACCUAUCGCAAACUUGGAUGGACUGGCUCUGACCUUCCUUACAUUGAGAGUGAUGACAUUCAGCCCCCAUUAGAGCUAGAAUGGGAUAUGGAAACAGAAUUGCAAGAGGCUGAUCAAUUCCAAACAAAUCACUUUACUCAUAGUCCUAGUACAAACCAGCACAACCAUGUGUACAGUAGUACAUCCAUUCAGCCAGCCACUUCACCCAAAGGACGUUUUCAACGCUUGCAAGAAGAACCUGAAUAUUUUUCACACUAUACUGAACAAGAACCCAAGAGAUCCUCCAAGCACGUUUGUACUAUUGUCAAAUUUUUUUGCACAUUUCUUUUUAUAUUUAUUCCAGGAUUUUUAAUAGGUCAUUUUUCAAACAGAAAUUCUUACAGCUCAAAUUGUUCUAUAGAAAUUGGACCAGCUUCUUCAAGUGAAACCAAUUUUCUUAGUGAGAUAAUAAAUAAUGUUUCAAAGGAAAAUAUAGAAAAACACUACAAAUAUUUAACACAGAUUUCUGUCAAUAAUACAGAUUCUGAUACAGCAAAAGGAAUUGCACUUCUUUGGACCUCAAUAGGCUUAAAAGAGGUUCAGCUAGUAAAUUAUUCAGCCUUACUUGACCUACCAGGCUCUUCUCCAAACACAAUCACUCUGAACAAUGGUCAGUGCUAUUAUCCAAAUGGACAGCAGUGUGAUGAAGAAUUCAAGAGGCAUAAGAGUCAUGAGAUUCUGCUCUCAUAUGCUGCUUACUCUGCCAAAGGAACUCUCGAGGGUGAAAUCAUCGACGUACAGUAUGGAACAGUGAAAGAUUUACAACGAGUUACACAAGCAAGAAAUGUGACAAACAGUAGCUUAAUAGCUCUCAUGAAAUUGGGCAUGUUGCCAUUGUUGUAUAAGCUUUCAUUAUUAGAGGAGGUUGGAUUCAGAGGAGCACUCAUUUAUGUUGAUCCUUGUGACCUACCUGAGAAAUCAAACCUACAUGACAAUCCAUUCAUGAUAUCCUUAAACAAUGCAGGAGAUCCAGUUACCUUUAGUGCUUCAAAACAUGGUGAGAACAAUCCCACGGCAACGGAAACCUUGACAUCAAUGUUUGUACAGCCAGUUACUAUAUCACUCUUAAAAAAGCUUUUUGCAGUGACAGAGACUACAACAGGAAGUAAAUGUACACCACUUAUAGUACCAGAAAAAGAAAAUAGAACAUUUCAACUUAACAUCCAGUCUCUAGUCACAUACGAAGAUAUUUCAAAUGCCUUUGGUAUCUUAAGAGGAGCACUUCUUCCAGGCAAAUACAUUAUACUUGGUGCACCUCAUAAAGGCAAAUAUGGACAAAACCCUCAGGAGUGGGCAAGUGCAGCUGCAAUUAUGACAACGAUAAUUGAAUCUUUAAUGUCAAAGGUCAAAGAAGGAUGGCGACCACAAAGGACGAUCAUUUUCUGUUCAUGGGGUGGUUCUCAGUUUGGGAACAUUGGCUCAUACAAAUGGGCAGAGGAAUUUAGAAGAAUUUUAGAGAGCAAUUCAGUGGCAUAUAUUGGCCUUCACCAGCCAAUUAGUGGUAAUGCCAGCCUUCAGUCCAUUGUUUCGCCAUCCCUCCAACAAGUGACAAGUGAAAUUACAAAAAAGAUGCAGGUGACUUGUCCGAAGAAGGAUCUUUGCCCUGGGUCCAAUGUAAGUUCUGUACAAAUGCCCGGAGAUGCAAACGUCUUCAUCAAUAGCAUUGGGAUUCCAGCAGUGCAGUUUUCUGUAGAAGAAUACAAACUAUCAGAGGUUCCAGUUCCAAAUAUUUUCUCAGAAGCACUCUUCAUCAAAAAAGAUUCAAAUCAACAAGUGGAUCCUUUAUUUCAUCUUCAUGAGUACAUUGCCAAGCUGACCUUGGAAUUAGUUCUUCAAAUUGCAAGUGAACCACUUCUGCCCUUUAAUGCACUGGAUGUUGCAUUAGAAAUACAGAAGAAUAUAGAAGUUGAUAAUGUUUCCAUGAAUUUCUUAAUGGAAAAGGCAAGACGUCUGAGAGAAACUGUGCAAUUAUUUCAGUCCAAUGAGAUGCGUCCAGCCAAUGAUCCUAUGGAGAGAGACCCCACCAGAGUAAGAAUGUUAAAUGAUAUUCUGCAAAAUAUGGAGAAAAAUUUCCUCAUUCAAAAUGCUCCUCCUGGAUUCUUCAGGAACAUUUUGUACAGAGUGGAUGGGAAGAGAACUCAGUUUUCAGUGCUACAAGAAACUCAAGAUUACACCACGCUUUCUAAGUCAAAUAAAACACUUCUAGCUGUCUUGGAGAUGGUGACAAACUGUAUUAGUUCAGCUCAGCUAUAUUUCAAUGAAAGUCUUCAUGUGUUUGAGGAUGGUUUAGACAGAAAUGGCUGACAGAAUCUCAAUGGUUACCAAAAAAAAAAAAGAGAGAUUCUAUCACAAAUAGAAGUUAUGAAUGUAAAACAAAUAUUUUUUAACAACUGUUUAAGUUUGGUGCAAAAAUUUAAAUUUAUUUUUAACUUUAUUUAUAUUUGUAUAUGAAGUAAAACAAUUUGACUUUACCAAUGAUUUUUAAUAAAUUUGUGCAGGCAGAAAUUACAUUGUUAUUUCAUCCAAUGUGAUUGUGAUGGAUCAGAGGGCAGUUUUCAUUAAAAGUCAAAUAAGCUUUUCCUUGUACCAUGAUGACCUGAGAACCAAUUGCGUAGGUGUUAGAAUCUAAAAAAAUCACUUAUUGUGAGUAAAAAGAUGCAUUUUUUUCCAUUGGUAUAUAAAUUUGUGACAAAACAUUAUCAGAUAAAGCAAUUAAAAUAAAAAUAAAGUAGAACUGUUGACAGAUUCUGUUUUCUGAUCUUGAAGGAUAUUGAGUUAAAAUGUUAGUAAAUAAUGUUUAUUAUACUCAGUCUCAUACUUCUGUUUGCACUAGAUGACUACAUUGCAUUUCUUUAUAAUAAAGUGAUAGAUUGUAAUUCUAAGACAAUGUUGUAAGGGUGCAAAUUACUCUUCCUUUUUUAUACACUCAUCUAAAUAACAGACAGGAAGUAUACUAAAGUUACAUCAUAGUGAUAGACAGGUUAAUACAUAUUUCUGUAUUUUUGUAAAAUGUAAUGUAAUUUGAUGUGCAUUGGUUGAUCAAAAAAAAAUCUAAAAACGGAGUAGCCUUUGUUUACAAAAGGGGACCGGGUACUGGUCCUUCUUCUUUUCCAUUUGCUGGAUUACUUUUUCUCACUUUCUCUGUGAUCCCUCCCAUCCCAAGUUGGUAAUGGAAUUCCAGGACGAACAAACAUUACAAGAUUUUUUCACUAAUCAUUAAAUUAGAGCAUUAAAAACUAAAAAAACAUAAUCCCUGUACACAUUUAAAUAACUGAAGGUUUAUUACUAUCACUUCAAUGGCCAUCAAAGUGUAAGCUCAUCUGCCACAUUAAGGCAAAACCUCUUCACUACACUAAUAAUUAAUCUUGCUUCUUUAGGCUGAUUGGCAAAAUCUCUAAUGAGACAGAGAGGGGUACUUUUUUAAACCACAAC